Molecule: messenger RNA, 3933 nt
Organism: Scophthalmus maximus (turbot)
Lineage: Eukaryota; Metazoa; Chordata; Actinopteri; Pleuronectiformes; Scophthalmidae
Gene: hgs
Product: hepatocyte growth factor-regulated tyrosine kinase substrate
Exons: 20
Coding region: 254-2581 (775 amino acids)
Molecular function (GO): metal ion binding; ubiquitin binding; phosphatidylinositol binding
Source: RefSeq, a predicted model, not a curated record
AUUUUUUUAAGUUACUGAAGCAGAAUUUUUAAAUAAAAAACUUUAGUAACUUGCUGUUACGUGUAUUAGCCGUUAGAGGGCGCAUCCCUCCGCGUUGCCCGUUGUGCGGCGGAAGCAGGAAGUAGGAAGUGCUGCACAGCUGUGCUCCGUGGCUAACACAGAAGCUAACAGGCUAAACUCGGCGGUGGAAGUACGAGGCUCCGCGAACCAAACAAGACCCCGUCGACAGCGACUUUGACUCUCGGAAUCUAACAUGGGGAAGGGCGGAGGCACGUUCGAGAGGCUUCUCGAUAAAGCCACCAGCCAGCUGCUGCUGGAGACUGACUGGGAAUCCAUUCUGCAGAUCUGUGAUCUCAUUCGACAAGGCGACACACAAGCUAAAUAUGCUAUUGGAGCCAUUAAGAAGAAGCUGAAUGACAAAAACCCACAUGUGGCUUUAUACGCACUGGAGGUACUUGAGUCAGUAGUGAAGAACUGUGGCCAGACAGUCCACGAUGAGGUGGCGAGUAAACAAACCAUGGAGGAACUGAAGGAUCUGCUGAAGAAACAGACUGAACCAAACGUCAGAAACAAGAUCUUGUACCUGAUCCAAGCCUGGGCUCACGCCUUCCGCAACGAGCCCAAAUACAAGGUCGUCCAAGACACUUAUCAGAUCAUGAAAGUGGAAGGUCACGUGUUCCCGGAGUUUAAGGAAAGUGAUGCAAUGUUUGCAGCUGAGAGAGCCCCAGACUGGGUUGAUGCUGAGGAGUGCCACCGGUGCAGAGUCCAGUUUGGAGUCAUGACAAGGAAGCACCACUGUCGAGCCUGUGGCCAGAUUUUCUGCGGCAAGUGUUCGUCCAAGUACUCCACCAUUCCGAAGUUUGGCAUUGAGAAAGAAGUGCGUGUCUGUGAGCCCUGCUUCGAGCUGCUCAACAACCACCCGACCCUCUCUCCUCCACUUAGGAAAGCCGAAGGGAAAGCCCCGUCCACGGGCCCUGCUGAACUUCCUCCCGAGUACCUGACCAGCCCGCUGUCCCAACAGUCACAGAUGCCGCCCAAGAGAGACGAGGCCGCGCUGCAGGAGGAGGAGGAGCUGCAGCUGGCCAUUGCCCUUUCCCAGAGUGAGGCUGAGGAGAAGGAGCGCAUGAGGCAUAAGAACUCCUACUCAAUGUAUCCCAAAGCUGAUCCCACCCCAGUGACGUCCUCAGCACCACCAGUCAGCACCCUCUACACUCCUCCUGUGAACUCCUCUGCUCCAUCAGCUGAAGAUGUUGACCCUGAGCUGGCCCGUUACCUGAACAGAACAUACUGGGAGAAGAAACAGGAAGAGGCUCGCAAAAGUCCCACCCCGUCAGCCCCCGCCCCUGUGCCACUGGCCGAGCCCCUUCCACCAAUCAGCCAGCCUGUAGAAACUCAUGUCCCUGUCCAGCCGGUCAGCAUAGUGGAGCCGCAGUACCAGAACGGGGAGUCGGAGGAGAACCACGAGCAGUUCCUGAAGGCUCUGCAGAACGCUGUCACCACCUUCCUUAACCGCAUGAAGAGCAACCACAUGCGCGGGCGCAGCAUCACCAACGACAGCGCUGUGCUCUCCCUCUUCCAGUCCAUCAACAACAUGCAUCCACAGCUGUUGGACAUCCUCAACCAGCUCGAUGAGAAACGAUUGUACUAUGAGGGGCUGCAGGACAAGUUGGCUCAGGUGCGUGACGCUCGGGCAGCUCUGAACGCCCUUCGCGAUGAACACCGGGAGAAGCUGCGUCGUGCUGCAGAGGAAUCAGAGAGGCAGAGGCAGAUCCAGUUGGCACAAAAACUGGAGAUAAUGAGGCAGAAAAAACAGGAGUACCUGGAAAUGCAGAGACAGCUGGCCAUCCAGCGCCUGCAGGAGCAGGAGAAGGAGAGGCAGAUGCGCUUGGAGCAGCAGAAGCACACAAUCCAGAUGAGGGCCCAGAUGCCUGCUUUCUCUCUGCCCUACGCCCAGAUGCAGUCUUUGCCCCCCAAUGUGGCGGGAGGGGUGGUGUACCAGCCUGGUGCUCCACCCAGCUACCCAGGCACCUUCAGCCCUGCUGGUUCCGUGGAGGGUUCACCUAUGCAUAACAUCUAUAUGAACCAGCCGGGGCAGACUGCGCCUCCACAGUACCAGGCCAUGCCACCAGCCACAGAUCCGAAUAUGGUUAAUGCGUACAUGUAUCAGGCUGCGGGCACAAAUGGUCAGCCUCCUCCUGGCCAGGCUCCACCCACUACAAGUCCACCCUACUCCAACUAUCAGCCCACACCCACACAAGGCUACCAGAAUCCGGUCUCUCAGGCCCAGAGUAUGCCUCCCAUGUCCCAGGCUGCCCCCACGAAUGGUAUGGGUUAUAUGGGCUACCAGCCCUACGGCAUGCAGAACAUGAUUUCAGCAUUGCCAGGACAGGACCCCAAUAUGCCCCCACAACAGCCGUACAUGCCAGGCCAGCCGCCCAUGUACCAGCAGGUGGCUCCCCCCGGUGGCCCGCAGCAUCAGCAGCAGCAGGCGCAACAACAGCAGCAGCAGCAGCAGCAGCAGCAGCAGGCCCCUCAGGUUGUGCCGGGCAGCGCGGAGGCACAGCUCAUCUCCUUCGACUGAAAGCCCACAUGCUGCAGUGACACACUACACCCUCUCUCUUCCUUUGGUCUUUCCCCUCCCACCUCUGGACUCUGAGGAUGCUCUCUGGAAACACAUACAUACACACACACACACACACACACACACACACACACACACACACACACACACACACACACACACACACACACACCUACACCUCCUACCUUCCACCUAGCUGUGAUGUUGUGACAACGUAAAAUAUUGUGAUGACAUCGCGGAACUGUUGCCCUCCUUGCCUCUCCCCCGCUGAAGAAUGGGAGCGUAAGGUGAAGCUGCAAGAGAGGGCUCCAGAACCCAGACCCCUCCUCCCCUCUCUCUCCCUCUUUCUACCUGACAUGUAUGUAGUACGUCCUUAUUAAAUAAAUAACUCAGAAAUAGUCAGUGGUAUUGAAGUUAAACAUGAAUAUGAAAAUAUUAAAAUUGAGGAUAAAAAAAAGAUAUAACCAUCCUUCGUCCAAUAUUUUUUCUAAAACAAACUUUGCAUGUUCAAUUUUAAUUCUUUUCUGGAAAGGAAGUUAACUCUUGCAGUUUGGGGAGUGACAUAGAGACACCUGUAUGUGCUGUUAUGAAAAGUUAUGGGUGUGUGGAUGAAGAAUAAUGUCUUGGGAGUGAAAGCACAGUAAUGCCUGAGAUAAAUGGCACUAACUCUCAUCUCCGUCUGGUUCACAGUUCGACAUUCCAGUAGUAGCUUUCUGUUUCAUCCGUUCUAUGAAAACAGACAACACACGACUUAUCUUGUUUUGACAUUCAUCUGUUGUGCACUGCUUGGACCCUUGAGUGUCUUAAUGUUGUUUUCGGAGAUGAUGUAACAGGGCAGGGACUAUACAUUGUGGAAGGAGUAUUAGAAAAAGUAGCUGGAUGGUUUGUUUAAUCCUCACUAAAUAUACUUUCAUAAUUAAAUCCUUGAAAUCAAACGACUAGAGGCUAUGAGCUAUACAUACUAAAGCAGUCCAGCAACACUAAGAAGCAUCCUGCAUCCCUUUUUAUUCAAAUAACUGGUGUUGCUGAACAUUAAUUACCAUGAAGAACAUAAAGAAGCAUAGGCUGCUGCAUCCUGUCUGCUUUUUAAUCACAGUUGAGGGUAUCUACAUAGUAAGUACAGGUGGGCAUUCUUUUUUUUAAUUUUCCCCCUCAAGUGUACUUUGAUCUCUAGAAGUGCAAGGAUGAUUGCAGGGUGAACAUGAUGUGCUGCAUGUAUGUUUCACACACCCAAUCAGUGAUUUCUGUAACCGGUCAGUUGCCAUUUGUACUUCUUUAUUCCAUCAUUCUGAUCUGUCUGACUUUAAAGUAAUUUUAAAAUUAUAUUUAAUAAAUAUCUGGUUCUGAUUGUC